This is a messenger RNA of Etheostoma cragini (Arkansas darter), 1441 nucleotides long. It is a transcript of the gene sypl2b, whose product is annotated as synaptophysin-like 2b. The record is from RefSeq and is a predicted model, not a curated record. Bases 235 to 969 code for a protein of 244 amino acids. Lineage: Eukaryota; Metazoa; Chordata; Actinopteri; Perciformes; Percidae. Gene Ontology annotation, cellular component: synaptic vesicle; synaptic vesicle membrane. The transcript has 6 exons.
CAGACUCACUUGACGCUACAGACUCAAACAUACUGAAAUCCCAUUAUACACAUUUGUCCCAGCAGCGCCCCUGUCGACCUCGGCGCCAGAACGUCAGUGAUCACGUGUUCUCUACUACGAUUCGCUGAAGUUGGAGAAAAGUUUGCCAAACCUGUAGAUCAUCAAGAGAGCCAGAGAUUUGCCGAAGAUCCAGAGAGGUGACAUCGAUUAAGGUUCUUUAUCUCCAGACACACGAUGGAAUCCGUCGCCCAGAAAGUGCUGUCUUCGGGAUUCACUCUUGACUUGGGACCACUGAAAGAACCGUUGGCAUUCAUCCGUUUGCUAGAAUGGGUGUUCUCCAUAUUUGCCUUUGCUACAACUGGAGGUUACAGCGGCACAACCAGCAUCAACGUCCAGUGCAGUGGAAGCCCCAUUCAAGAAAUAAAGGCAGCCUUUAACUACCCAUUCUGGUUGAUGCAGCAUCCCUAUUUUGUUCCUGACUGCAAAACCAAUCAAACCACUACCACUGAGUACUACCUGACUGGAGACCACACAUCCUCGGCACAGUUCUACGUCUGCAUCGGAGUGUUGGCCUUUCUCUACACCACUGCCACACUAGUCCUGUACUUGGGCUACCAGCACUUGUAUAGAGAAACUAGUCGUGGCCCCACCGUGGACCUGUUGGUGACAGCUGCCUUCACCUUCAUGUGGUUGGCAUCAUCCUCUGCUUGGGCUAAAGGCUUGUCUGAUGUGAAGUCGGCCACCAGCCCUUCAACUAUUCUAAGUUUUUGUAAGGUUUGCAAGGAGGCCGGCAACAAGUGCACCCCAGGUGCUGUGCCUCAUAUGGGCCGACUGAACGCCUCUGUGAUUUUUGGUUUUCUUAACCUCAUCCUGUGGGGUGGCAACUGUUGGUUCAUCUACAAGGAAACCCCUUUCCACAAAACAGCCAACCCGCCUGCAGAUGUGGAAGGGAGAGUCGGGCCAUCGUAACUCACAAGCUUUCACAUUUCACAAUGUAGUGUUAUUAAAUAAGUCAAUUUGGUACUAAUUGUUAGGAAUAAAAUAAAGUAGAUUAGAAGCUAUACAUUUCCAAAAAUUACUGUUCCUUUUUUGCUAAUUCUUAUUUUUACAUUUAGGGCUCAAAUACCAUAGCCCAAUACCAGUAUCAUCUCAAAUACAUUCAGAAAAGGUGCUUGAGAUGAUCAUAGUCACAUUCAUAGAGGAAAUUGUAGCAGUCAAAAAAGUAAUUCUCAUAGAUGCUCAGUUGGUAUUUUUUAAAACAUAUUUUUACCCAGGUAUCCAAAACAAAGAGUCCCUUAUGUCAAGUGGUACUGCAGAUGUGGACUGUGCAGCCUUAUGGCGAUAAAUCAGAAUGAAGCAUCAUAAAGCAUGUCAAACUCAACUGCCAACGGUAUUUCUGUACCAUGAAACAUUUCAGCAAUCAGCAUUUUCUUAAAAAAAA